AUGUCUCGACUUUCGACUUCUCCGACCCUGUUCAAAGUGGCAUACCUCUUCGGAGCUACAGGUAUUGCAUUUGGCCUGAACGCAAUAUAUAAUCCUGUCUACGCUUUGAGCUUUUUCGGAUUUGAGUACCCAUCGCCAGGCGAAACCAAGCGCGUUGUCGAUGCACUCAUGAUGAUCUAUGGCGUUCGCGACCUCUUCAUGGGUUUCGCGACUCUAAUGGCAGCAUAUCACAGGCAGUCUAAGGUGCUCGGAGCGCUUGUCGUCGCUACUGGUGGUGUAGCACUGGCGGAUGGUGCCGUGUGCUAUUCUGUUCAUGGUACAGGUCAUUGGAACCACAUUCCCCUUGCACCUGUCAUCCUCGGAGUUGGUGCCGGCUUUCUUGGUGUUUUCGACACCGUCUGA
Messenger RNA from Lithohypha guttulata, 402 nucleotides. RefSeq lists its product as uncharacterized. NCBI's taxonomy places the organism in Eukaryota, Fungi, Ascomycota, Eurotiomycetes, Chaetothyriales, Trichomeriaceae. The coding region runs from base 1 to 402 and encodes 133 amino acids. The record is from RefSeq and is a predicted model, not a curated record. The transcript has a single exon.